Messenger RNA from Xiphias gladius (swordfish), 3018 nucleotides. It is a transcript of the gene plppr4b, whose product is annotated as 2-lysophosphatidate phosphatase PLPPR4. Gene Ontology annotation, molecular function: phosphatidate phosphatase activity. The coding region runs from base 1 to 2523 and encodes 840 amino acids. The record is from RefSeq and is a predicted model, not a curated record. Gene Ontology annotation, biological process: signal transduction; phospholipid metabolic process; axonogenesis. The transcript has 7 exons. Lineage: Eukaryota; Metazoa; Chordata; Actinopteri; Istiophoriformes; Xiphiidae.
AUGUCUGCGACAGAGAAGUUGAUCCUGACCAAAGACAGUGUCAGUCUGCUGCCCUGUUUCUAUUUUGUAGAGCUGCCAAUUCUGGUAUCGUCUGUGGUAAGUCUGUACUUUCUGGAGUGGACUGAUGUGUUCAAGCCAGUGAAGUCUGGCUUCACCUGCCAUGACCGCAGUCUGAGUUUGCCCUACAUUGAUCCCAACCAUGAGGUCAUCCCCCUGCUGAUGCUGGUCAGCUUGGCCAUCGCUGGACCUGCCAUCACGAUAAUGAUUGGAGAGGCCAUCCUGUUCUGCUGUCUAUCUCGGAGGAAGAAUGGCACCUGGGCAGAGGUCAACAUCAACGCCGCUGGCUGCAACUUCAACUCCUUCAUACGCAGAGCCGUACGCUUCGUUGGUGUUCAUGUGUUUGGUCUUUGUGCCACUGCCCUCAUCACUAACAUACUCCAACUGAUGACAGGCUAUCCAACACCCUACUUUCUCACUGUGUGUAAACCCAAUUACACAACGCUCAACGCCAGCUGUGAGCAGAACCCCUACGUCAUGGAGGAUAUCUGCUCAGGCGCUGAUCCUGCAGUGAUUAACCAGGGCAGAAAAUCCUUUCCAUCGCAGCACGCUACCCUCGCAUCCUUUGCUGCUGUCUAUGUUUCGAUGUACUUCAACAGCACUCUGACAGAUUCAUCCAAGUUGCUGAAGCCCCUGCUGGUCUUCUCCUUCAUUAUCUGUGCCAUCAUCUGUGGUCUGACCAGGAUUAUUCAGUACAAGAACCACGCCAUUGAUGUCUACCUGGGCUUCCUGCUUGGAGGAGCUAUAGCUGUCUACCUGGGAUUGUAUGCAGUUGGGAAUUUCCAGCCUAGUGAGGAGUCGGGAGACAGCCCCCCUGCACUGCUACACCGACCCCCCUGCUCUUUGCCCCACAUAAGCCAGGAGGCCGUCCUCCACCACCUGCAAAUGAAAGCCAGCAUGGCUGGUGAGGCAGGCAUACCCACCUCCCACUCUGAGGGCCUCCUCCACCGAGGUCUUCAGCAGCAGAGGCCCGAUGACAGCCUGAAGCACGCUGGUGCAGACGUGGAAGUGAUCUCCCCCCACAGCCCCCAAAGCAAAAACGCCAUGGUGACUUUUAGCCACACCCUUCCUCGGGUGCACACCCCCCAGGCCAUGGCAGCUUAUGAGGAAGCCGCCAGACGUCAUGCUGCCACCAUCCACCAUGCCUCCGUGGACUCUAGCCGCUCAAAGCAGCUUCUGUCUCAAUGGAAAAGUAAGAACAACAACCACAAAUGCUCUCUGCAGCUCCCAGACUCCUUCUCUUCUUCUGUAGACUCAUCAUCUGGCAAUUCUUCCCAGCAUCCGCGCCACCAUGGCAGUAUGGAGCUCCGAUCCAGCUCUGAGCCUUCAGCUAUGGGUCUGAAUGGAGGCUUUGAUGGUCAUGCAUACAUGUCCAAACUGGCCACUGGUGCUAGUACCACCCUGCCUAGUAACUGUAGUGGCAUUACUGGAGGGGCUAGGAUAUCCCUGCAAUCUAGACCUGGGUCUUCACAGCUGGUCCACAUACCAGAGGAAGCAAAUGACAAUUACAACACCACCUCCCCAAGGACAGUUGGAGGAGGAGGAAAUAAGGGGAUGUCAACAGUAAAUAGCACAAUUCACGCUAACUGGCAAAGGGCAGCAGAGAAGACAACAGCCUGUAGGACUAACAAGAAUGGUCAGAACACCCAGCAGCGAAUCAUGCAAGUGAUUGCCAUGUCCAAGCAGCAGGGCCUACUACAGACCCAUUCCAAGAGCUUAGAUGAGAGCAGCAUAGGCUGCAGCACCACUGGGAGUUGCCAGGGCUCUGUUCACUACAGGGUGCUAACUGAUCAAGAACCUACCGGCACCACAGGGCCCAGCUCACUAGGCAGCACCACAGGCAGUAUUUCAGAGAAUACCGGAGCAAUUGUCAGAGUAGAGGCCCACCCUGAGAACAACAGGCCUGUGAUUCAGGCUCCAUCCACAGAUGGUUGCGGAUCAUGGAGGUGGCGGUCCUUGGAUCAUGGCACUGGAGCUGGUGGAGGUGCAGGGACUAGUGGAGCAGGAGGAGGAUCAGGAGGAGGAGGUGGGAGUUUGAGGCAGUCCUUUGAACUCAACGAUCUAAACCGAGACUCAGAGAGCUCAGACUCGAUACAUGAAGGGUCCAUUGACAGGAAGCGUGCCAAUCACAUUGUAACCACCACUGCCACUGUUAGCACCCCACCCAUAGUUACUGUUCACACCCAGAACACUGGCCAGUCAGAGCAGAGGCUCCAGCCCCAGGGCCUUUCCACCAUAAGGGUCACUCCAGGGGAUGGUAGUGGUUCUGGAUCUGGAGGAGGUGGUGGCAGAGGAGGAGGUGGAGAGACUGCUUCAGAAACCCUCUCAGUCGCCUCCAGUCGGGAGUCCAUGCUGCAGAGAAAAGGCAAUAAUAUCAUCCUGAUUCCAGAGAGAUCCAACAGCCCGGAUAAUACCCGGAAUAUUUUCUACAAGGGAACGUCGAUAACUCCCGUUUUCAAGGACUAAAACAUAAAAUAACUCAAGACUUCUGAGAAGAUGCAGCUAAUAAUGCAACACAGCUGAAUUUUCAGAGAACCCAAUAUCUGUGAUAACAGUCAGUAUUUGCUGCCAUUGUAUAUAUCAUAAUAACUUCAAAAGAAAAUGUUUAUUCAGCAUGAGAUUUUUGUACAUGUUUACACUAAAGCACAACCUUUUAAGUGUUGUAGAAAUAAUCACUGUGUACUUUUGUGGUCACUCCUUUGGAAACCUAUUGUAAUGUUGAUGCUGUACUGUGUCCAGUGCUUUGGGGAGAGGAGAACCUUUUUUAAACAGUUCUGUAUGUUUUGGAUAUAAAUCAUCACAAAAAGAAGAAAGUGAGUAGCACAGUAAUCUUAAAACUGUAGCAAACUAUUGCACAAAUAAUUGUAUCAUAGCAGUGUAACCAGUGUUUACUUCCCUGCACUGUAAAUACGGUGUAUGUUUGAAAAGGGUGCUACACUAGAACAUACUAUUUACUAUACA